GCGUUGUUCCCAUAACAGGGCAAGUCGGAGUUCAUAGGUCGCGCCCUGUGUAAGCCGGUGGUCAAACUGAGCACAGAGAGAUACGAGAUGCCAAAGUUCCCUCCCAGACUGGAGUGGUGGGACAUCUGCAGAGGACCUGAUCGAGCGGGUGAGCUUUUGGCGACCUUUGAACUCUUGCAGAAACCCUUCGACGAGUCGGACCUGAAGGCGGCCUACCUUACCCCGCCCUAUGCCCGCAAAACGCUCGUGUUGGCGCCAUUUGGAGAUUCCAGCGGUCAGGACCUUCCUCCCCUGGAACUCCCGCCACUGGACAAGGAUAGAGGUCCUAUCAUGCCUGUACCUAAAGGCAUCCGGCCCAUCUUGAGCAAGCACAGGAUCGAGGAACUGCCAGAGAACGAGCUGUACUGUCCCCCGAUCACCAUCCGCUGUGUGGACUGUCGCAGUUUCGGACGCUUCACCCUGGUGGGCACUCACGUGAUCAGUAACUUGCACAAGUUUAUGUACGUGCCCACCACAAAACACGCAAAGUCGGCACUGCAGAAGAUGUUCCCGAGUGAGUGCUAG
This is a messenger RNA of Aplysia californica (California sea hare), 564 nucleotides long. Its product is annotated as otoferlin. Gene Ontology annotation, biological process: plasma membrane organization. NCBI's taxonomy places the organism in Eukaryota, Metazoa, Mollusca, Gastropoda, Aplysiida, Aplysiidae. The record is from RefSeq and is a predicted model, not a curated record.